This is a messenger RNA of Peromyscus maniculatus bairdii (prairie deer mouse), 2559 nucleotides long. The record is from RefSeq and is a predicted model, not a curated record. Lineage: Eukaryota; Metazoa; Chordata; Mammalia; Rodentia; Cricetidae.
AAAAUGUUCUACUUCACAAUUUUCUUUUUGGUCUUGGAGCUUUCCUUCCUUUUCUGCAGUUUAACUGGUCCCAGGUGCUUUAUGAGAACCAAAGACCUAGAAUCAUGGAGUGGAGAUAAAUAUAUUGAUUGUUUUUUUUCUAUUUACACAAAGCAUGGUCACGUGAAUAAUGAACAUUUCAAAAGAAAUUUAGAUGAAAAGUUGACAGAUAAGAAUUUCCACUUGAUUUUAUCUCUUUAUUUUGCACUUGAAGAUGUCAACAAGGACUCUCACAUUCUGCCAAACAUUUCUCUGCUUGUUAAAGUUGAAUGUGGGCUACUUGAUGAUUGGAGGAUGAAUAGGUUAUCUGCAAAAAUUGGUGAAAUUCUUCCUAACUACUGCUGUGUAAAUCAGAGAAGAUAUUUAAUCGUACUUACAGGACCAAUAUGGUUAUCAUCAGCUAUUCUUGGACCACUCCUGUACAUCACAAAUAGACCAGAGCUUUACUAUGGACCAUUUCAUCCUCUCCUGAGCAGACAUGAACAGUUUCCACAUCUAUACCAGAUAGCUCCUAAGGACACAUCUCUGGCCUUGGCCAUGGUGUCUUUGGUGGUAUAUUUCAGGUGGAACUGGGUUGGAGCAAUCAUUUCAGAUGAUGACCUAGGACUUGAGUUUCUCCUGGAAUUGAGAAAAGAGAUGCAAAGAAAUAGUGUGUGCUUAGCCUUUGUGCAUAUUAUUGUGGAGGACAAAAUAUUAUUCCAGAAAAAUGCAAACAUGUAUUAUAAUGAGAUCACAAUGUCAUCAGCAAAAGUUGUUAUCAUUUAUGGAGACAAAGACUCUUAUCUACAAUUCAAUCUUAGACUUUACAAAUUAGCAUACAUUCAGAGAAUAUGGGUUACUACCCAACAGUGGGACUGGAUCACACAAAAUGACAGAUUCCUUAUUGAUUCCUUCUAUGGGACCUUUACUUUUUUAAAUCACCAUCAUGAAUUAUCUGGUUUUAAUACAUUUAUCAUAACAGCAGCUCCUUCCAAAUACAAAAAUGGUGUUCACCUUUCUAAAUUAUCUUGGCUAUAUUUUAAUUGUUCUUUGUCAUCAUUUGGUUGUAAGAAUCUGAAGAAUUGCUCAAUGGAAACACGAUUGCAUUGGUUAUUCAAACAUUAUUUUGAAAUUUCUGUGAGUGGUACAGGUUAUGUCCUUUACAAUACUGUGCAUGCUGUGGCACAUGCACUCCAUAAGAUGCUGUUGCAAGAAGUAAACAUAUGGCCAAAGAAUUCUGAGAAAAGUCUGGAAUUUGACUCUUGGCAGAUGGUUCAUUUCCUGAAGAACAUUCAAUUUAUUAACCCUGUUGGAGACCAAGUGAACAUGAACCAGAAAGAAAACCGGGAUGUAGAAUACAACAUUCACUACACUAUGGAUUUUGUGCCAAAUGUUGGACUUAAGGUGAAUGUAGGAAAGUUUUCCAAACAUUUGCCACGUGGUCAACAAUUGUAUAUGUCUGAAGAGAUGAUAGAGUGGAACAUAAACCUUAGGCAGACUCCAUCUUCAAUAUGCAAUAUGCCUUGCAGUCCAGGAUUCAGAAAAUCCUCUCAGCCAGGGAAGGCAGUCUGCUGUUUUGAUUGUACCCCUUGCCCAGAGAAUGAAAUUUCCAACAUGACAGACAUGAAUCACUGUGUGAAAUGCUCAGAUGAUCAGUAUGCCAACCCUGGAGGAAUACACUGUCUCAAAAAAGUUGUGACAUUUCUGAGUUAUGAAGACCCUUUGGGAAUGUCUCUAGCCUGCUUGGCUCUAUGCUUUUCUAUUCUUACAGGUAUAAUACUUGGUGUCUUUUUGAAGCACAAGGACACUCCCACAGUCAAGGCCAAUAACCGAGCUCUCAGCUAUGUUCUACUCAUCUCCCUCAUCUUUUGCUUUCUCUGUUCCUUGCUCUUCAUUGGCGAACCCAAUAUGGCCACAUGCUUCAUGCAGCAGACCAUAUUUGCAGUAGUGUUCACUGUGGCUGCUUCUGCUGUCUUGGCGAAGACAAUUACAGUAGUACUGGCCUUCAAAGUUACUACUCCAGGUAGAAGGAUGAGGUGGUUGCUUGUGUCAGGGGCUCCUAAACUCAUCAUUCCAAUUUGUACCAUGAUUCAAAUGAUUCUAUGUGGGAUCUGGCUGGGUACUUAUCCUCCCUUUGUUGAGGCUGAUGUGUAUGCUGAAAAGGGCCAUAUUUUGAUUGUCUGUAACAUAGGGUCAAUUUUUGUCUUCUAUUGUGUCCUGGGGUACUUGUGGUUCAUUGCCAUGGGAAGUUUCACUGCAGCAUUCUUGGCCAGGAAUCUGCCUGACACAUUCAAUGAAGCCAAGUACCUGACAUUCAGCAUGCUGGUGUUCUGCAGUGUCUGGAUCACCUUCCUUCCUGUCUACCACAGCACCAAAGGGAAGGCUAUGGUGGCCGUGGAGGUCUUCUGUAUUUUGGCCUCCAGUGCAGGGCUGCUUCUUUGCAUCUUUGCCCCAAAGUGCUUCAUUAUUUUGUUAAGACCUGAGAGAAAUUCUUUUCAAAAGUUCAGGAAUGUGCAUUGUAAAAUUGAAAAUACUCAUUAA